Messenger RNA from Debaryomyces fabryi, 2903 nucleotides. RefSeq lists its product as uncharacterized. The annotation marks the transcript as partial. Gene Ontology annotation, molecular function: tubulin binding. The record is from RefSeq and is a predicted model, not a curated record. Gene Ontology annotation, cellular component: cell cortex; mitochondrion; cellular bud tip. The transcript has a single exon. NCBI's taxonomy places the organism in Eukaryota, Fungi, Ascomycota, Pichiomycetes, Serinales, Debaryomycetaceae. Gene Ontology annotation, biological process: establishment of mitochondrion localization; dynein-driven meiotic oscillatory nuclear movement; microtubule cytoskeleton organization.
AUGUCUCUGAAACAACAACCGUCUUCUUCAAAGGAGGACCUUCGGGGACAGUUUUCAGAUAUUCAAAAAAGAUUGUUUAGCAAAACUAGCCAAAAUAAAGCGAAUAGAACCAAUGAAAAGCAACCUCCAAAUAUACCAUUGCUUAGCGACCAGUCAAAUCUCACUCACCAAGCUUCUAAUAAGAGUUUGAGACCUCCGGUACCGUCCAAUUCAUCAAUUCCUCAUCCAACACCGGCAUUGGGACCUGAAACAAAGGGUAAUGAUAUGAAUUUUGUUGUAGGACUUAGUGAGAACUUACUUGGUGAAUGCCGUAGAUUGACGGCUGAAAACCAAAAAUAUAGGGCUAAAUUAAAAUCCACAAUGUUGGAAAUUCAAACUUACAAAGACCAAAAUUCAUCGUUGCAGAACUCCCGGGAUUUUCAGAUUAACAAUGAAAGUGAUUUGAAGGAUAAAAAUUGGGAAUUAGAAUCGAAUUUAUUGAGUUUAAACGAUAAAAUCGCAAGUUUGAAUGCAACUAAAGAAAAGCUAUUGAAGCUGAACCAAGAACAGCUAGCAAAAUUGAACCAAAUUCAAAAUCAGAAUGAUGAUUUACAAUUGAAAAAUACAUCCCUAUCCAAAGAUUAUGAGAAGUUGAAAACCGCAUACAAAAAUGAAGUUCUGGAAUUAUCAGAUAGGAUUAACGAGUUGAAUGACGAGAAUGAUCAGUUGCAUAUAAAGUUCUCUGGGUUAGAUAAGUCGACUAUAAGCCAGACGGAGAAGAUGGAUCAUGCGGAACUUAUAGAUGUGGUUGGCCAUAAUGAGCGUUUGGUUUCGGAGAUGGAUUCUUUUGAUAUUAACAGCUUAUUAAAGGAAUCACAACCUGAGGUAUUACCAGCGUCUGACCCUAGCAAUCCCGCAUUGGAAUUAGAAACUUUAAGAGCCACAUUAAACCAUUCGAACAGAACUAUAGCCAAAUUGAGGACGGUAUUACUAAGAUAUAGAUUCGACAAAGAUGACAAUGAGAUAACAACCCCAAUUAAACUGAGAGCUAAUAAGAGAAGAGGUAUCAAAAAUGAGCAUAAUGAUUCUAAACGUAAUUCUAUUGCAUUGUCUCCUUCGAAGAGGAACUCCAAAUUAAUUAUAUUAGAUAAUGUCUCGAACGAUAGCCAAUAUGCUAAUGAUGGAGGUAAAUGGGAGGAUUUUCUUGAUGAUAAUAUUACUGCAGGUAAGUCACCUGCCCGUAUCUUGAAUUCUAAUACAACAGAUUAUGGUAAUACCACUAUUGAAUCUGCCGACGAGCCUUUCAAGAAUAAUGAUGCUGGGAUAAAAUCAAUCCAUAAUGAUGCUCCGUACCUUACUGAUUCAUCCGACUCUGAUGAAGAAGGAACAACAUCUCAAGGACAGAAAGAAAUUUUAUCCGAAGAAUUGUUGAAUACUAGCUUUACAAGAGAUCAAUUGGACGAUUAUGCUAAUAAAAAUAAUUUAAUCAUGUUACUGUAUGAUAAAUACGAAGAACUUAUGAGUGGGAAAACUCAUUCUGUUUCCUCUGAAGAUUUUGUUAAGAUUGCUGAAGAUAAGGGGUUUAUGAUAAUGAAUAGAGAGGAGCAUGCCAGACUUUUAAGCGAAGAUGAAAUGAAAAAGAAGUUGGAAUCGAUUGGAUUAGUUACUUUGCCUGUUGAUGAACAUGAAAGCUUAACACAUACUAAGGAUUCCUAUAAUAAGCCGGACAUGGAAUACCUUUCGUCGAAAGUAGUUGAAUCUGGGUAUGAGAUAAUCGAAAAAGAAGACCUCAAUAGGUUGAAUAAAAAGCUUGCUAGUUAUAAUAGUCCCUCACAGAGUUAUUUGAUCUCGAAAUGCAAGGAUUAUAACUUACAUGUUAUACUGAAAGAUGAAUAUGAGAAAUAUCAAAAGUUAACAUUUGAAUUAGAAAAGCCAAGUAAGGCAUAUAUUACUAAUAAAGCAAAUGAAUUAGGAUUGAUAGUGUCUCCUUCCAAAUUUUAUGAUGAUUUGGUAAACAUGGCCCAAAACCCACCUACUGAACAUAUUAAGUCAAAGGCUAAAGAAAACGAGUUGAAAGUUUUGAGUAAUGAUGAAUACUUUAGUCUAAUCAAUCCGUCGAUCGAAAAUUUAAGUUUAACGGCCAAUAAACAUGGAUUUGUAUUAUGUUCUGAUAAGGAUUAUGCUGAAUUAAAUAUUCUAGCACAUAAUCCAACAAUUGACCACUUAACUACGAAGUCUGCGGACUUAAAUUACAAACUAAUUUUGGAAGAAGAACAUAAUAGAAUAUUGAAAUUGGCUCAGUCUCCAUCAAUAGAUCAUAUUAAUAACGUAAUAGAAAAGGACUAUAAAGUUAUAAAAAAAUCUGAAUAUCUGACGUUAAAUAAAUUGGCUAACAAUCCUAGUUUGAGUCAUGUAAAAUCAAAGGUUGAGGGACAUGGAUUGAUUACACUUACUAAAGAAGAAUAUGCCGACCUUUUCAAAUUAGCUAAUGAACCGCCUAUAAAUCAUUUAAGACAUAAAGCUGAGGUAUUUGGUAACGUCCUCGUUGAAAAAGAGCAAUACAACAUUUUGAUAAAGACGAUGAAUACUCCAUCAUUAGAGUAUUUGAAGCAAAAAGCAAAGGAACAGCAUCGUGAACUCGUUGAGGAAAAGCUCUAUAAAUCGCUCUAUUCAACCUCAAAUAACCCUACUUUUGAAUUUCUUGAAAACCAAGCCUCAAAAUUAGGUUUUGAUAUCGUGGAUCAUAAUGAACAUCAAAACAUAUUGAAAUUGGCAUAUGAUCCAGAUAUUGAAUAUCUUAAUUCGAAGGCACAGGCGUCAUCCCAUACAGUUAUUGCAAAUGAAGAUUUUGAAGAGUUAAAUAAAUUGUCCCAUAACCCACCCAUUGAUCAUUUAAAGAGCAAAGCUACACUUCAAGGCCAUAC